AUGACCUCAGCCUCCUUUGUCUCCUACUUCACUCCAGGACUAUGCCAAUCUUCAGCCAUGCUCCCACCAGCCGGUCCCCUGCUGUCUCUCCUGCUGGUGAUAGGCACAUGUGGCACGGAGCCCAGGCCCCGGGUCCCUCCUCAGGGCUGCUACGUGGCCGAAGAAGCUGGUGAGCGGACAUUCCGUUGCAGCCAGGCGGGCCUGAGCGUGCUGCCCACCGGCAUCCCCAACGACACACGCAAGCUCUACCUGGACGCCAACCAGCUGGCCUCAGUGCCGGCAGGAGCCUUCCAGCACCUUCCUGUCCUGGAGGAGCUGGAUCUGUCCCAUAACGUCCUCGCCCACCUCUCAGGAGCCGCGUUCCGGGGCCUGGAGGGCACGCUGCGCCACCUCGACCUCUCUGCCAACCGGCUGGCCUCGGUGCCCGUAGAGGCCUUCGUGGGCCUGCAGGUCCAAGUGAAUCUGUCCGCCAACCCAUGGCGCUGUGACUGUGCCCUGCGAGAGGUGCUCAGGCAGGUGAGGCUGACACCGGGCCCUGGAACAGGCAUCGUGUGCGGCCCCGGAGCCCGCCCCGACCUCGUGGGGCAGGAGUUCCUGCCUCUGGCGGGCGAGGAGGAGCUGUGCGGGGCGGGGCGGGCCGGGGCCCAGCGGAGCACUGAUGUGGCCCUGCUGGUCACCAUGGGGGGCUGGCUGGUGCUCGUGGGGGCUUAUCUGGCCCACUACGUGUGGCAGAACCGGGAGGGGCCCCGAUGUCCCCUCAAGCGGGCCCCGGUGCUGCCCGGGCGCUCCGAGGACUCCUCCACCCUCAGCACAGUGGUCUGA
Molecule: messenger RNA, 822 nt
Organism: Neomonachus schauinslandi (Hawaiian monk seal)
Lineage: Eukaryota; Metazoa; Chordata; Mammalia; Carnivora; Phocidae
Gene: LRRC3C
Product: leucine rich repeat containing 3C
Exons: 2
Coding region: 1-822 (273 amino acids)
Cellular component (GO): plasma membrane
Molecular function (GO): protein binding
Source: RefSeq, a predicted model, not a curated record